This is a messenger RNA of Bufo gargarizans (Asiatic toad), 1415 nucleotides long. It is a transcript of the gene FITM2, whose product is annotated as fat storage inducing transmembrane protein 2. The transcript has 2 exons. NCBI's taxonomy places the organism in Eukaryota, Metazoa, Chordata, Amphibia, Anura, Bufonidae. Gene Ontology annotation, biological process: lipid droplet organization; phospholipid biosynthetic process; lipid storage. Gene Ontology annotation, cellular component: endoplasmic reticulum membrane. The record is from RefSeq and is a predicted model, not a curated record. Bases 50 to 832 code for a protein of 260 amino acids.
UGGCGGAAGGAGUCACGUGCUUUGUGACAGACGGCGGCCUGGACUUAGCAUGGAGCACUUGGAGGCUUUCGCUUUAUGGAUACGGAAAAAUUGUUUCAACGAGAAGUUCCGCAGACACGCGGUAUGGGGACUGGCGGGCAUCUCGCUGCUCGGCUCGCUGGUGAAGGAGCAAUGGCCGCUGCCGGACUCUUACUUCAAUAACAAGAAGAACGUCCUGAAUGUGUAUUUUGUCAAGGUCUCCUGGGGGUGGACAUUCCUCUCCCUUUUGCCUUUCAUCGCCUUGACCAGCUAUGUCGCUACGAGAAGCCUGGGCACAGUUUUCCGCAGGCUGAGCGCCCUCCUGGUAGGGACCAUGGUCUGGUUUACCUGCACCCAGUUCUUCAUGAUGAUUGAGAACUACACUGGCACGUGUUACAACUCCUCCAUGGUGCCGGAGAUCAGACCGGAGCACACGGAUAAACGCUCGUGUGUCACCAGCGGAGGCUUCUGGGAUGGGUUUGACAUAUCCGGCCAUUCCUUCCUGUUGCCGUACUGCACCCUGAUGAUCCUGGAAGAAACCGCCGUUGUCCACAUUGUCCGUUUUGAGAAGUCCUGGCAGAAGCAUCUCAUCAAUGCCCUGACUUUGUCCCUGGCGUUCCUGGUUUUUGUCUGGGUUUUUAUGUUUUUUUGUACCGCCAUUUAUUUUCACAACUUCUUCCAAAAACUCCUGGGAACUAGUUUUGGAAUUUUGGGGUGGUACGUCACUUACAGGCGGUGGUACCUGACGCCAUAUUCCCCUGGACUCCCUCCAAGAUCUGCUGCCAAAGAGGGGAAAAGAGGCUACAGUAAAUAAUGGCAGGUAGUACCAGGAGCAUGCCCCUAAAAAAAUAAAAAUAAAAAAAAUCUCUACUUAUUAUCUGUUUCUGGGAAAGCUGGGUGACUCGAAUUGCCAGUAUUACAUCUACCAAUGUUUGCCAGGCUCAGGAGGAGACCAUAGAAAGCUGGGUGGGAGCUGUAAUGGUGGACAUAUUGGAUGUCAUCUACUGUAGCUUUCCCAGAAACAGAUAUCACUCAGAAAAUGGCAGUGAUUUAUUAUUGUAACUUUUUUUUUUUUUUUAGGAGGAAAUGCUCUUUUAUCUGCCAUAUUGGCCAUACAGUUUACAGAGACCAGCCUAGAAUAUUUAAUGUAAAAAUACAAUGCAACAGAACUCUGCAAACCAAAUAAAGUACAAAAAAAGUAUUCUAAUGCUUAUUAUGUAAAUUAGAGAUGCUUGGCAAAUACCGGAGGUGCAGCUGACACUUCAGUCGUGCACUCCCGACCGGCCCGUCUGCCCCAUAACUAGGCCGAAUGCACACGGCCGUGGAACACGGACGUGAGCGGUCCGUGGUAUCCCGGCCUGGCAUCCUGCUGACAGCAGGAGCGCACGGAGUCAUUG